Molecule: messenger RNA, 2443 nt
Organism: Cylas formicarius (sweet potato weevil)
Lineage: Eukaryota; Metazoa; Arthropoda; Insecta; Coleoptera; Brentidae
Exons: 11
Coding region: 250-2436 (728 amino acids)
Molecular function (GO): calcium ion binding
Source: RefSeq, a predicted model, not a curated record
ACACUAGUUAUGCUUAAACUCAUUUUUUACAUUAUUGUUGAAACGGCAGGCAGGCAGGCAAUGUGAGAUUUUUAAUAAAACAGGUGGUUUUAAACAGUAAACUUUUAUAAGCAUGUACCGAAAAAAUUAUUUGAAGUUUUAUUUACUAGUCUCUCCUUUUGACACAUUUAACAGAGUCUUAAUAAAAGAUCGGAGAUUCGAUCAUUAGAGUGUCAUCCUGACGUAAAUUCGCAUUUUCAAAAUUCCAAAAUGCAUUGCAAACAAAAGCGAUUGGGGGAUGUAUGGCGAACAUGCAACAAAAUUCGGGCAGCGAUUUUUCGAAUGGGAAUCAAUCUCCUUGAAUAUUUUAAGCCACUGGAUCCCCACAACAACUGUCUUAUUUCGGAAUCGCAAUUUAUCUCGGUCAUUCGGAGACAACUUGGUGCGACUAUAGGCCUAUCGGAGCAAGAAGUCGCAGAACUAGCCGAUUAUUUUAGGGUACCGGAUGGAAGGAUUUAUUACUCACAACUGUGUGAUGUCAUUAAUGAUAGCGUGCCAGAAUUUAGCAAAAACAAUUCCUUGGUGACCGGGCUAGAAUGGGAAGAUCCGUUGCACACUAAAAGAUUAAGCAUUAGCGAAGAAAGAAGACUAAGCCUGUUAAUCACCAAAAUUGCCUCAUUAGUAAAUAUGAGGAAGUUAAUAUUGAAGCCAUACUUUCAAGAUUAUGAACUGGUUUCUAAAAAUACUGGGACAGUAACCAUAGCCCAUUUUGCAAGGAUCCUUGCCUAUCUAGAUAUUCUUUUAUCUGCUGCUGAUUUCAAUCUAUUGGUAAAGAAGUACCUCAAAGAUAGCUACACUCUAAAUUACGUCGCCUUUAUCCGAGCCAUCGACGAAGUUGUUGGCUAUCUGAACAAACACGGCAUCUUGGAUCUAAGUGGAGACAUUAUGGCGUUAUUUCCAGGCCGAGUGAUCGACGCUGAACUGCCAAAAUUGCCUAGACCAGAAAUAGGUAAUGUCAGCGCUGCCCGAUUGUUCGGGAAGCAAAGUAUUUUCCACCCCGCGCUAAAUGAUCCUAAGACAGUUGAACACAUUCUCACCACAAUAGCCAUGAUCCAAGAACACGUCCUAAGAAACCGAUUGAGAGUCAAUGAAUUUUUUAAACAUUUCGAUUUAUUGAAUUCUGGCAGGAUAACAGUAGACCAGUUCCAUCGAGGCCUUGACGCUCUAGCACUUAGCGGAAAGCAAAGAUUUUUCUUAUCGUUGCCUGACGUUGAUGCCGUAAUCAACCAAUACAGGGAUCCGUGUGACCCCACAAGAGUGUGUUGGAAGACUUUCGAAGAUGAUAUUGACCACGUAUUUACAAUAAAGGAACUGGAAAAAGCACCGAACCUAAAAGUAGAUCCACCACCUCAAGCGGUGAGGGAAUUGCCCAGGUUAGGCGCCAAAAACUGGCAAACUGUUAACACCCGCACCCGAGACUUAUGCGAAGAGGCCGUAUACAAAGUGAAACAGAAAAUAUUACAUAGACGGAUUCUCUUAAAGCCAGUAUUUAAGGAUUUCGACAAGCAUAACAACGGUCACGUGAGUAGAUCCCAAAUGAGGCAAGCAUUAAACUCCAACGGAAUUUUAUUAUCGGACGAAGAACUUUACGCAUUAGAGGAAAGAUUUAAUAACGACAUGGGCUUUAAUUACUUUUGGUUUUUAAGAGAGGUUGAACCCAAGCCUUCGGACGAACCACUGUACGUCAACUUCCUAGCGGAAAUGAAAAAACUGAACGCGGAACCGUCGGGAAAGCAACCCACGCGACACGAAAAAGAUAUCGUUCGCAUACUGGCAAAAAUCAAAGGGAAAGUCGUGAGGGAGCGAAUAAGGGUUCUGGAAUUUUUGAAAGAUUUUGACAAACACAACCAGCAGGUGAUUACGAAAACAAAUUUCAAAAGGGCGUUGGCUAAUUGCAGAUUCGAAUUAACCGAAAAUGAACUGGAUACGCUGCUUGAAGUAUUCGCAUCCCCAUUGAGAUGCGAGUGCGUCGAUUAUCUACGAUUUUCCGACGUCGUGGAAUCAGCGUUCACGCAGCAGUGUCUCGAGAAGGCACCGCUACUCGUUCCUAUCCAGCACAUUCCGACCAAAGAUUGCGAGAAAAAUUUUCUCAAUUUUGAGGAGCGGCUGAUGGUCAGCGUAGCUUUGCAGAACUUGUCUAAGAAGCCCGAUUUGCAAAUGAACUUGUCGUCUGUGCUAAAGGAUUUCGACAAGACUAAUUGCGGCACAGUUUCUAGAACGCACUUCCUUAAAGCUUUGACGCUCAGAGGGAUGUACAAUCUGAUUUCGAGGAACGAAUUCGAGGUCAUUUGCAAGUGUUUCGGCUUCGAGAGAGGAAUGCGUGAUGAAGUGGACUAUAGGGCGUUUAUGAAGGCGCUGGAUAUUUUGCACGCUACCGAUAAAUACAAUCCAUUUUAACAAAUGU